AAUGAAUCUAGGGUUUCAUAGUGAGUGAAACAAUUGCAGCUCUCUAGCGUUCAAUCGUCAGGAAAUAUAAUCCAGUGCUUCAGGUCUUAGUUUGUGCUGCUUUCAAGUUUCAAUCAUCUAUCUUUAUCGAAUGGAUAUGCCAUUCCCUCCCACGUUGUUUUCUAUAUUAUUAUUAUGUAGUGUCACUAUGACCUCUUGACAGACGCCUAAGCCUUAAGCAUAUUGUCUUAGAGAUUGAAUUAAAGAUUAGGAUUGAGGUUUGCGAAAUUUUGCAGGUAUUUCUGAGUUAAACAUGUCUCAUCGUAAGUUUGAACAUCCAAGACAUGGCUCUCUGGGGUUUCUCCCGAGAAAAAGAGCCUCCCGCCACUGAGGAAAAGUUAAAUAUAGCUGUAAGUAGUAAGUAAACUUCAAUUUUUCCUUUGGGCAACUAUACUAAUUAUUAUGGCAUUCUUAUCUGUGUUUCUGACAUGUAUGGGCUAAAUAGUAUUGCUAUUUUUUUUUUCCCAUUGUUUUCUGUUAUGCAGUUUCUUCAUGCCUUUCUUUUUCUAAUGAUUCACUUACCAAGUAGUCUACGCUUAUAUUGCAUCCCUAGAUAAUUGUAGUGAGCUUAUUAUUUUCUGCCUACCCCUUUUCAUUCUGUUAAAUGCUUAUGCUGCAUGGUAUGAUUCCUUUCCAGAUAUAAUCAUAACAGAGUUGAAUUUCCUAUAUAAUCUGCUGCCGUAUUGCUUAAUGAGAAGUUGUUAUAGAGGCAGUUACAUUGUUAUUAUUUAUGGUGCUUUUUUUCUCCCCUGUUGCCACUAUUGUUGUUAAUAUUUAGAAGUAUGCCUUAUUUUUGUUUCUCCUCUGUUCAUCCUUUCAGUGAAGGCAUUUCCCAGAGAUGAUCCCACUAAGCCAUGCAGAUUAACUGCUUUUCUUGGAUAUAAGGCUGGGAUGACCCAUAUCGUUAGAGAAGUUGAGAAACCUGGAUCAAGUUGGUUCUAGUGCUCUAUUCAUCUCUGACUUGGUGCUGCCUGUGACCAGAAACAUUAACUCAAACAAUCAGUCAUCUGAUUAAGUUUUUUCCUUCCAUUUACUUGUUACCUCUUCUACGAAUAAAGAGUUUUUGAUUGUGGAUGAUGCCUGUUGUUCCGAAGCUCCACAAGAAGGAGACUUGUGAAGCAGUUACUGUUAAAGAAACCCCACCCAUGGUAGUUGUUGGAGUCGUUGGAUAUGUCAAAACACCUCGUGGGCUUCAUUCUUUGUGCACUGUUUGGGCUCAGCAUUUUAGUGAAGAGGUUAAGAGGAGGUACUACAAAAACUGGUGCAAGUCCAAGAAGCGGGCUUUCACCAAGUAUUCAAAGAAGUAUGAAACCGAGGAUGGUAAAAGGGAUAUUCAGUUGCAGCUGGAGAAAAUGAAAAAGCACUGUACUGUCAUUCGUGUUUUGGCCCAUACUCACGUAUUGAAAAGUGUUAUUGUUGUACUUGAUCUUAGAUGAUGUUGAUGAGCUAAAUUUACUCUAGCAAAAAGUAUUAGUGAAUUUAAGUAAUAUAAUAAGAAGAAUAAAGCAUGCUUUAUAGA
Rubroshorea leprosula is the source of this 1558-nucleotide messenger RNA. Lineage: Eukaryota; Viridiplantae; Streptophyta; Magnoliopsida; Malvales; Dipterocarpaceae. The record is from the annotation of a GenBank genome assembly.